CAAAACGUUCGACGAAGUCGCGGAAUUCGGAUCGGAUCGGGGAAAGAAAUAAAAACAAGCUGAAAUCGUAUACUUAAUACGCGUGUGUGUAGCUCAAAAACAUGAAAAAAAUAUAAAUAAACAAAACUACAUUGCUACGUCAGAAGACUACAAACAAAAGAUAUGAACGCAGUGCUGACGUCGCCGCCAGGGUUUGAAUCAGAUAUUAUAUUUUUCAGUCAAUUUUUGUGUUGUUUUUUGAUAACUUUACAACUUUACAACUGUUGUGUUAUUUUCUUGAUUUUUUUUUGUGUGUGAUUUUUGUGCCUAGUGAUUUGCGUGCACUUCAAGGGGAGGAGAACUGCAUUCGAGGCCCUCACUUUACAAUCUUUCCGAUCAGCAGUGCCUUGAGAUUGCCGCUCGCAAAGUGAACGUUCCGAUGUGAAAGCUUCGUACACAUGUCUAAUUACACAAGCUAAUCCCAGCCAGACUAAAUCAGAUCUAAAUCGGCAUCGUAAGAAAUUGGAAAAUUUAAUGCUAUCAGUUGGAACGGAAGGAGGAAGUAGUUAAAUAUUGGAUUGAUACUAUGGGUUCGCGACGAACGGGCUUCGUCCUGGACGCCAAGUCCAUGGGCUUGAAUCCCUCGAGACCGCCAUCACCCUCGCCUUCGGCAACGCCGAAAAACCAGGACUCGUUGCAAAGUAAACAAAUGGACCAGGAUAGUACCUCCAAAUUGGAUAUCCAGUCGAGGGAAAGGUCAACCGUAGAAGGCUCUUCCCAUGCCCAAUGCAAUGCAAGUACGGAAUCCGUGUCCACCGAUUAUUACCGUUCUCUGCUCCAAAAGCUACGUGAUGCCACCGGCGACGUUGGCAAGGUUAACUUUGAGCUGAAUAACAUAUUUCUUAACCGGCUGGCCGAGAUUGACUGCCUGGAUGGGCAGGGAGGCGAUGCAAUGUACACCUCCCAGCUCCGACUGGUUACUUUCCAGGAGUGGGUUGACUUCCUACUUCACGUAAACAACGUGGUACUGGGCAACAUGUCUGAUUUGGAGAGUGAGGCCUACGGCAAGAUUGUGACGUGCCUUCAGUCGGUUCAAGGAGAGCAGCAACAGACAUUAGAGGAGAACCAUAAGCUGCAAAAGGACAUCAGUGCGAUCAUGAAAUUCGUGCGAACUGCCUACUACCAUCACGAAUGGGACACUAACGACAUUACCCUAGAGACUAUGACCGUGAACGAAUUGUUGGGUCUCGGAAAGGAUCAGAUCCGGCCGGAAAGUGAGAGUGAGAAGAUGGGCGAGUGCAUGAAGUCCUUGGUUAACGAGAUUGCCGAAAAGCACGACGAGAUCAGUCUCUUGAAGUCGCAGAUCAGCGACUUGGAUGAAAUUGUUAUUACGGCCAGACAGAAGUUGCUUCUCAAGGAUCAGUGCAUAGCUCAGCUCAAUCAACAGCUGCAAGAGAUCACCGAGUGCAUGGUCACAAUGUCAGACACACACGGGUCAUCCAAUGGACCCUCUGUAAACGCCACUGAUUUGGUACGGGAUGUGGUGGAUUCUCCCAGCGAUACGGUGACCGCCGAUACGAUCACUUGCGAGAUGCUGGAGAAUCUGUCAAUGCAGGACAACCAGGAGAGCGAGAUGCUGCGAUUGUUAAACUCUGAACUCAAUGAACUCUUUGAUUUGCGUAACAAACAGGAUUUCCAGGCCAUGGAGUGUCGACGUAAACGUCUGUCCUGCUUCUUCAAAAAGCUGACAUCCGAACGAGAUGAUACCAUAAAAAAAUUGGAGAACAUUCGUUUUCAUCUGAGUAUCCUUCAGUCGGACAUAGACCAUUCCUGCAUAAGCUCGAUUAAUCCGGGAACGGGCCCCGGUGAUCCUGACGCCCAGGUGAUAGAAAUUCUACGAAAUCGUAUGCGAUCCCUUGGGCAAAGUAACCGGGAGUUGCACGGGAAGUACCAGCGCCUGGAUACCGAGUCAAAAAUAAAAAUUUCAGAACUGCAGGCUAGGAUUGAAUCUGAAAGCAGCUUUAACCAGAGGAAUAUCGAUAUUCUUAAAGAGAUUGCCGAACUGAUUUCCAAAAUGGGCUGCAUGGACUUCUCUUAUAAUGAAAUCUAUGACGAAUCUUCAACGGAAAACCCCUUCUGUACAGCCAUCACGAAAUUGUGUCAGCAGAUAUCCAAGAAAGAACAAAAACAAGUGUCAUGUAAUGAACAUCUUACCUGCCAAAUUCAAGGACUGCAGGACAAUCUCAAGGAUCGAGAUAAACAGAUUGAUCAGCUGCAGUCCAUGAUCAAGAGCUAUUCCGAUUUCAGCGAAAACAAUCAGCUAAAAGGGGAAAUAUACGAACUUAAACAAAAGAAUUGUGAUCUAUCCCGGCACACGCGAGAACUCUCGGGCCUGCUGAGAAGCCAAGAGGACCAGCGAGUGCAGUUGUGCACCAAGUACGAGAAUCUCAUGUCCAGCUUUGAGGAUCAGUGCCAGGAGCUGCAAAUAGCCAAGAAAAAAGUGCAGACCCUGCAGACGCGACUAGAGCAAGUGGAACAGCUGCAGGAUGAGCUGAGAACGGAACGAAAAAUGCUGCGGGAGGAGGUGAUCGCCCUGAAGGAGAAGGAAGCCGUUUCAGCAGGUCGGGUACGUGCACUCCAAGAACAACAGAAGAACGGACAACUAGAAGUGGAAAAGGUGCGUCAGCAUGUUCGCGAUUUGCAGGCCCAAAUACAACUGGAAGACUCACAACAUCACGACUGUAAACAGAGGAUGGAGAAGGCGGCAGAGUCCAUGAAGGAGAACUUCCGUGUCCUUUCCGACAAGUGUGAGCAGCUGCAGGAGAGUCUGAAGCAGCAGACCGAGGUCAAGCAACAGCAGGAGCAGAUCAUCGCCUCCUUUCGAAAAUGGAAGGAUGCCCAGGUCAGAGCCGACGAUGCAAUGAGCCAAUGCGCCAAGCAAAAUGAGGAACACAUCCACAUGCUUCUGGAUGAGAACCGAUCACUUGCCGAGGAUUAUCGCAAUCUCUACCGGGACCAUUCGCUCUUGGAGACGGAGAUGCUCCGUGUUAGGCAGGCGGUCAACUAUGCGUCAACCUCAUCUAUGGGAUGUCCACCUCAGACCAGUAACGGACGGAUGAAUCCCGAGGCCGAAAACGAUAUGGACAGGCGAGUGCAAAACUUGGCCAGCACAUCCCAGCGCAUUUCGAACCAGAACAGGACUCUCAACGACCGGUACUGCAUACCAAUGACUUCUCGAAGACCAGAUGGAAUUGGUCACCCUGCGGCCCAAUCCACAAUGCGGUCCACACGACCCUUGAACAAUCUGCCAUUUGAGUAACCAGGAAUUCCGAUGCAUCCCAGGACUGUCAUAUGCCCUCCGUCCAUUUCAACUUUGUUCACACCAAAAUCCCUUGGCCAACAUUUUCGAGGCGCGUAAUUUGUAAAUUAUCUUUGUAAAUUAUGGUAGAAAAUAAAACCUAGUGCUUGUGUA
Molecule: messenger RNA, 3451 nt
Organism: Drosophila eugracilis
Lineage: Eukaryota; Metazoa; Arthropoda; Insecta; Diptera; Drosophilidae
Product: ELKS/Rab6-interacting/CAST family member 1
Exons: 12
Coding region: 566-3298 (910 amino acids)
Source: RefSeq, a predicted model, not a curated record